UUCCCCGCGCCAGCUGUCCCGCAUGGUGCUCCUCGCCUCUCCCGCACCGCUGCGUGCGGCCUCGCGGGCGAUCCCCGCCGCCGCCGUCGCGGCCCCGCAGGCGCGUGGGCUCCACGACCUCGUCAUCAAGCGCCGCACGGGACAGCCCAUCGUGCGCGCCGGCCCUUACGGCGGAGGCCGCAACUCGGUCAGCGGCCACGUCGCGACUGUGUUUGGCUGCACGGGCUUCCUGGGCCGCUACAUCGUCAACCGCCUGGCGCAGAAGGGCACGCAGGUCAUCGUGCCGUACCGCGACGAGGACGAGAAGCGCCACCUCAAGUUGAUGGGCGACCUGGGUCAGAUUGUGCCGCUUGAAUGGGACCUGCGCCGGGACGACCAGAUCGCCGAGUGCAUGCGGCACUCGGAUGUCGUGUACAACCUCGUCGGGCGCAACUACCCGACGAAGCGCUUCAGCCUCGACGACGUGCACGUCUCGGGCGCGGCGCGCAUUGCAUCGCUGGCCGACUCGCUCGGCGUUGCGCGCCUCAUCCACGUCUCGCACCUGAACGCCGACAAGGACAGCCCGAGCGCCUUCCUGCGCGCCAAGGCCGAGGGCGAGGAGGCCGUGCGCCGUGCCUUUGAGGGUGCCACGAUUGUGCGCCCGGGCCCGAUCUACGGCCACGAGGACCGGUUGCUCAACUCCAUGGCCACCUGGCCGGCGACAUGGCGCGUCAACUACGGCGAGACGAAGCUGCGGCCUGUGCACUCGGUGGACGUGGCGCACGCGCUCGAGGUCAUGCUUGAUGCCGAGAACACGUCUAUGGGUCAGACGUUCUCGCUUGCCGGCCCGCGGUCAUACACGAUUGCCGAGAUGAUGCAGCUCGUCGAGGCGCUGACGUACAACAAGAUUGUGCGCCCGGCGCUCAACGUGCCCAAGCCGAUCCUCAUGACGGCCUCGAAGCUGGCACAGCUGGCGUGGUGGCCCAUGCUGAGCCCCGACGAGGUGACGCAGCGCUUCCUCGACUGCAAGCCCGACGAGCCCGGCACGAAGAGCUGGGCCGACCUGGGCAUUGAGCCGGACCUGCUCGAGGAGGUCGCCAUCAUGUACCUGCGUCGCUACCGGUCCAACCUGCACUUCGAGACGCCCAUCGAGACGGGCGGCGCACGUCUCAAGGGCGGCAAGCAGCGCUACCGCGUCAUCGACUGAGUGCCUGCGGCUCCGUCGAUGCGUGGCCUGGCGCAGCACAAUGUCUAGAGAGUGAGGGUGGGGAAAUG
This is a messenger RNA of Tilletiopsis washingtonensis, 1254 nucleotides long. Its product is annotated as NAD(P)-binding protein. Gene Ontology annotation, molecular function: protein-containing complex binding. NCBI's taxonomy places the organism in Eukaryota, Fungi, Basidiomycota, Exobasidiomycetes, Entylomatales. The transcript has 5 exons. Gene Ontology annotation, cellular component: mitochondrion. The record is from RefSeq and is a predicted model, not a curated record. The coding region runs from base 23 to 1186 and encodes 387 amino acids.